Tripterygium wilfordii is the source of this 2116-nucleotide messenger RNA. Its product is annotated as BTB/POZ domain-containing protein At3g22104-like. The record is from RefSeq and is a predicted model, not a curated record. NCBI's taxonomy places the organism in Eukaryota, Viridiplantae, Streptophyta, Magnoliopsida, Celastrales, Celastraceae. Gene Ontology annotation, molecular function: protein binding. Bases 330 to 1958 code for a protein of 542 amino acids. The transcript is spliced from 3 exons.
CUCCCCCUCUCUUUCUUCUCUCUCCGUCUACAUUUGAGAACCACUACAUUGCUUCUUCUGUACGACCGAUUGACCAUCUCAAUCGUUUGCAGAACCAAAGACUGUCAGUCAGUCAGUAAGCCACCCUCUAUGUGUUUGUCUCAUUGUUCCUCAAAGAAGAUCCUGUGUUCUGUUCUCCACUUUCCAUUUGACCUCCUCCUCCCUUCUCUGUCUCUGUUAUCAGGUUGUUCAAAGUCAUAUAUUUUUUUCUUUCAUUACAACUGAUUUCAAGUUUCAAGAAGAAAAAGCCUCUUGAUUUGAGGUGGGUUCUCGAUUUUCUCAAUUGGGUCAUGGCAGUUUGCUGUGAUCUUCAAGUGGAUGUCAAUGGGGAAGAGAUCUUCAUGGUGGACAAGAAAAUUAUUUCUUCCUAUUCAGGCAGAUUAAGAAAAUUGUUUGGUAAGUCAGCUGGGACUGCGGAAAAUCUGAAAGUGCUAUUUCAUGACUUUCCAGGAGGGGCAGAGUGUUUUGAGCUUAUUUCAAUGUUUUGCUAUAACAAUGGAAGGGUUAAUAUAAAUCCUUCUAAUAUCUAUCUCCUAUAUUGUGGUGCACAAUUCAUGGAAAUGAACUGUUCUGUAUCUGGAAAGCAUAAUUUGUUGGAAAAAACGGAGAAGUCGCUUGAUGAGAUUGGGUAUUGGACAUGGCCUGAGCUUUUAGUUGCUUUGAAGCACUGUCAAGAGUUACCGAUGGUCGAGAGUACUUCAUGUGUAAUAGAGAAAUUUAUUGAUUCCCUUGUGGGAAAGAUGGCUGUUGCCAGUGAAUUAAGCCCGUGUCCGUCUACUUCGUCCCCAGAGAGUUCAAGUUUUCGGGUUUCUUGUGGCACCAGAAGCACUGAGAGUUUCAAGAACAGCUUCUCCAGAGCAACAUGGUGGUUUGAGGAUCUUCUAGUAUUGAGUCCAAGUCUGGUUGAAAUGGUCAUCAAAUCAAUGGUUGGGUGUAAAUUCGAUCAUAGUAUCAUCAGCAAGUUCCUCUUUUACUACCAAAGGUCCAAAAUUUUCGCAGCCAAAUCCGACAAGUGUAAGGCUAUUGAGACAAUCAUCGAUAUCCUAAACACUCUUGAAUGGAACUCCAUUUCAUGUAAGAGUUUAUUUGGGAUUCUUCAAGUGGCAUUAAGUUUGAGAAUAAGCAAAUGCUGCAGGAGGAAGUUGGAGAGUAUGAUCGGUUCUCAGUUGGAUCAAGCAACAUUAGAUAAUCUGCUUGUUCCAUCUCCACAUGGAAUGAACUACUUAUAUGAUGUAAAUCUUGUUCUGAGAAUCUUUAAGGCAUUUCUGCACGGAGGAAACCGUCAAGUAUCUCUCGAGCAACUGAGAAAAGUUUCUAGCUUGAUGGAUUUGUACAUGGCAGAAGUAGCCCCUGAUCCCGGUUUGAAACCUUCCAAGUUCUUGGCUUUAGCCUUGGCCCUUCCGGAUUCUGCUAGAGAAUCUCAUGACGAAAUCUACCGUGCCAUAGACAUAUAUCUGGAGGUACAUGCAAGAUUAUCAGAAGAGGGAAAGAAUACAAUAUGUUUUGCAUUGAAUUAUGACAAGCUCUCCUCUGAGGCCUGUGUACAUCUUUCUCAGAAUACAAGAUUUCCAUCAAAACUUGCAGUCCAAGCUCUCAAAUCUCAACAGCUCAAACUUAAGAGCUUAAUCCAGAACACCAAUAAUCCCAAAUCCUACACUGACUCACCUUGUCAAUUCAAGGAAAUAAGAAACAAGGAGGAGAAAGAUGAAGCCAGUGAACAGAUUGUGCUCUAUUCUCGGAAGCUUGAUUAUUCGACCGAUGACAAAGAACAACUAAGAGAACAUAUUCAAGGAAUGCAAUUGAGGGUGAUUGAAUUGGAGAAGGUUUGCAGGAAAAUGCAAACCCGGAUGUCAAAAAACGCGAAAUCAAAAACUCCAAGCCAUGGUACUGCUAGAUCAUUACCCAGGCUGUGUUCAUGAUUUAAUUUUGCUCAAUAUUUUUCCUUAUUCAACUUAUCUGUACAUGUGUAUAGCAAAAUGCAUGAUUUUUCUUAGCUGUGGUUCUUUCUUUUCUGCGAAACCAAAAAGGAUAUCCGGGUAGUUGGUUGUACAGUUACAAUAAAAGAAGGAAUUUUCAC